Lampris incognitus (smalleye Pacific opah) is the source of this 1797-nucleotide messenger RNA. It is a transcript of the gene kcnc1b, whose product is annotated as potassium voltage-gated channel, Shaw-related subfamily, member 1b. Gene Ontology annotation, molecular function: delayed rectifier potassium channel activity; protein binding. Gene Ontology annotation, biological process: protein homooligomerization; potassium ion transmembrane transport. Gene Ontology annotation, cellular component: dendrite membrane; voltage-gated potassium channel complex; axon. The record is from RefSeq and is a predicted model, not a curated record. NCBI's taxonomy places the organism in Eukaryota, Metazoa, Chordata, Actinopteri, Lampriformes, Lampridae.
AUGGGCCUGAGCGACGACAAGGAUCGCAUUGUGAUAAACGUGGGAGGGAUCAGACACCAGACGUACCGCAGCACCCUGCGCACCAUACCUGGCACCCGCCUGUCCUGGCUGGCCGAGCCUGAUGCGCCCAACCACUUCGACUAUGACGCCAAGAUCGAGGAGUUCUUCUUCGAUCGCCACCCGGGCGUGUUUGCGCACAUACUCAACUACUACCGGACAGGUAAACUGCACUGCCCCGCCGAUGUGUGCGGACCCCUGUACGAGGAGGAGCUGGCCUUCUGGGGCAUCGACGAGACAGACGUGGAGCCAUGCUGCUGGAUGACCUAUCGCCAGCACCGGGAGGCUGAGGAGGCCCUCGAUAGUUUCGGCGGGGGGGCCCUGCUCGACCUGACGGGCGACGAUCCCGAGCCGGAUGCGAGCACGGGGAGGGGGGACGACGUGGACGAGAUGACGAGGAGGCUGGCGCACGGAGAUUCCCCCGAGGCCAGGCACGGCAGCUUGUGGCGCCGGUGGCAGAGGCAUGUUUGGGCUCUGUUUGAGGACCCCUACUCCUCCAAAUAUGCAAGGUGGGUGGCUCUCGCCUCGCUCUUCUUUAUUCUGGUGUCCAUCACCACCUUCUGUCUGGAGACCCAUGAGGCCUUCAACCCCAUAAUCAACCGCACUGAGCAGGAGGUGGUGGACAACGUCACAAUAGAGCACACCUACCCAGAAGUGGAGACCGUGGCCUACCUCACCUACAUCGAGGGUGUUUGUGUGGUGUGGUUCACGUUUGAGUUUCUAAUGCGAAUAACUUUCUGUCCCAAUAAACUUGACUUCAUUCGCAAUGCCCUAAACAUUAUCGACUUUGUAGCCAUCCUGCCCUUCUACCUAGAGGUGGGCCUCAGCGGGCUGUCGUCCAAGGCAGCCAAGGACGUGCUUGGUUUCCUGAGAGUGGUGCGGUUCGUGCGGAUCCUGCGUAUCUUUAAGCUGACCCGUCACUUUGUUGGGCUGAGGGUGCUGGGCCAUACGCUGAGGGCCAGCACCAACGAGUUCCUGCUUCUCAUCAUCUUCCUCGCACUUGGUGUCCUCAUCUUUGCCACUAUGAUCUACUACGCUGAACGAAUCGGAGCCAAUCCUAAUGACCCCCGAGCCAGUGAGCAUACGCACUUCAAGAACAUCCCGAUUGGAUUCUGGUGGGCUGUGGUGACCAUGACCACCCUCGGCUACGGAGACAUGUACCCUCAGACGACCUCUGGCAUGCUGGUGGGAGCCCUGUGUGCUCUGGCGGGUGUGCUGACCAUUGCCAUGCCUGUCCCUGUGAUUGUCAACAACUUUGGAAUGUAUUACUCCCUGGCUAUGGCAAAACAGAAACUACCGAAGAAGAAGAAUAGGCAUAUCCCACGCGCCCCCCAGCCUGGUUCUCCUAACUAUUGUAAGUCAAGCAUCAGCUCCCAACAUCAGAGCCCGAUACCCCAUGACGACAUUUUCGAGAUAAAGUUCCAAGAUUCCAAGCUAAAUGGCGAGGCGGCCAAUGCCGCCCUGGCAAACGAAGACUGCCCUCAUAUUGACCAGGCCAUAUCUCCCGAGGAGAUCUUCAGCCCCAACGAGCGAGAGCGGCCGUGCUUCCUGGUCACCACCGCCGAGCGGCCCAACCACACUGGGGGAAGAGUGAGGAGGGGUUAUGAAAAGCCUUGGAGCCUUAACAGCAUGUCUGGCAUGAGCGGGGAUGCCUCUGGAGUGUCCUCAGUGUCCGCCCUGCCCUGCAGCCCACCUUGUCUAAUGCAGCACUCACAUUCUCCCAUCCCAUCCAUUAUGUAG